Molecule: messenger RNA, 1464 nt
Organism: Amyelois transitella
Lineage: Eukaryota; Metazoa; Arthropoda; Insecta; Lepidoptera; Pyralidae
Product: serine protease snake
Exons: 10
Coding region: 136-1371 (411 amino acids)
Biological process (GO): proteolysis
Molecular function (GO): serine-type endopeptidase activity
Source: RefSeq, a predicted model, not a curated record
ACUAGCGGACGUGUCAUAUUUCGAUUCAAAUAUUGCUUGUAAAUUGGUAAGAUCAGUCGAUCUUCCAUUACCUAGUGCCAGAUAUUAUAAUCGUGAUUACCGAAUCAAGUUUGGGUGAUUAGUGGAAGUGUUAGAAUGUAUCGUUUGUUGAUUAUAUUAUUUGUUUAUGUGGAUAGACUGUCCCAAUGUAAUGGCAUUACAAAACGACAGGCUGAAGACCAAAGAUGGGAUUGGGGUUAUGUCGAUAUUGACAUACCAAACAAAUCAGCACCCGACACCAAUAAUUUACUCAAUAACAAUCAACAAAACAAAAGUGCAAACCUCGAAGUACCACCAACACGAACCACGAUUGUAACAAAAGAACCCACUACCACCACAAGGAAACCUACACCAUAUUUCUGCUUGGCUUACAACGAAACCAAGCCCAAUUUUAAUACACCCGGCCGGAGAAUUAGCGAAGCAAAAUGCUACGAUUACAUGUGGGAACUGAACGUGAGGUUGGAAUUGGACAGGCGUUUAUUAAAAUGUGUCGAUUAUAAUGCUAAGAAGUAUAAUCAGUAUGCUGCUAUAGGGGGGCACGCUACUGGGCCCGGCGAUUACCCUCACAUGGGCGCUAUAGGCUGGAAAGCAUCAGUAGGGACAUGGGUGUUCAAAUGUGGCAGCUCUCUUAUAAGCGAGAAAUUCGUGUUGACUGCCGCCCACUGCGCAAGGGCAUCGGCCAGAGAUAGUACCAUUGCUGAUCCAGUGCCGAAGAUAGUGAGGCUUGGUGAUAAAAAUAUUAUUGAUGUUACUUACAAUUUUUUACCACCGACAGAUGUAAACAUAUCCAGAAUCAUUGUGCAUCCCAGAUAUUUGGCUCCGAAGAAAUACUUUGACAUAGCAUUGAUGGAAUUGGAGAUGAAAGUGACAUUUUCCAGGUUAAUCCAACCUGCUUGCAUCUGGAAGAGUUAUUCUAGCAGUGAAUUUGGAAAUGGAGCUACAUUAACUGGGUGGGGUGUGGUGGAAACAGGCUCCCUGAAAAUCUCACCAGAACUUCAAGCGGCAACUGUCGAUAUCAUCGAUUCCCAAACAUGUGAUGAUUUACUCAAGACCUCAUGCAAUAGAAAUUGGUGUGGACUCCAAGACCAUCAGAUAUGUGCUGGGAAAUUAAAAGGAGGUGUUGAUGCCUGUCAGGGUGACUCCGGAGGGCCUCUCCAAGUGAAGAUUCCUCAACGCUCAACCAGCCAAGGCCAAAUGCACUACGUCUUCGGCAUCAUAUCCUUCGGAGUAGGAUGCGCUCACCCUAACUUACCCGGUAUUUACACGAGGGUGUCCAGUUUUAUAGACUGGAUUGAAGAUAUUGUAUGGGAAGGGGAGUCUGGUCAAAAAUAAAAGUUUGCGAGUAAAAGUGUUAUUAUUUGCUUCCAUGUGUGUGAAAAGUUGUGAUACACUGCGGCUGCCUGCUCAACUCUUAUGUUCCUGGGA